Myzus persicae (green peach aphid) is the source of this 618-nucleotide messenger RNA. RefSeq lists its product as uncharacterized. The record is from RefSeq and is a predicted model, not a curated record. Bases 1 to 618 code for a protein of 205 amino acids. NCBI's taxonomy places the organism in Eukaryota, Metazoa, Arthropoda, Insecta, Hemiptera, Aphididae. The transcript has 5 exons.
AUGAAAUAUGAACGCCUCAUUAAAAUCUCGGAUAAAUUAUUGAUUAAAAUAUUCGUAAUUUUUGUAUUUUUUUCAAUAUCUCAAUCAAAAAACAAUUUUAUGCCGAACUUACCUGUGGGAGAAUAUCGUAUUGUCUUUCAAAAAUUAUAUCCUUGUGAUUCAACAAAAAACCAUUCAAUUUUAUUUAAUAUUUAUUUUAAUAAAAAGACAUUAAGUAUAACUGAGAUGAAAGGGAAUUUAACAUAUUUGAUACCUUUUGACGAUACUCUUAUACUUGAUAUAAAUCUGUCGUCUUGGGGUUCGACUGGUGGUUGGAAACCAAAUUCGAAUGUUCACAUAACAAAAAAUGCAUGUAGUAGUGUAAAAAAUCUCUUAGGAGCUCUUUGGUCUACAAUUGCCAAGGCUUUUAACUUCUCAACUGAAAGAUGUCCAAUACUACUGGGCACAUAUGUCACAUCAGGGAUUGACUUGAAGAAAUUUGAAGACCACAACUUUCCCAAAGUAUAUUUUUAUGGAAAAUAUAAAUGUGUUUUUAAGAUAAGAAAUGCUGAGAAUAAAGUAGUUGGAUGUGUGGUUUUUGAGUUUACUCUUAUACGACCAUGGGAAACACUAAUUUGA